Molecule: messenger RNA, 837 nt
Organism: Meloidogyne enterolobii
Lineage: Eukaryota; Metazoa; Nematoda; Chromadorea; Rhabditida; Meloidogynidae
Source: the annotation of a GenBank genome assembly
AUGCAACCCUAUUCACUUGAUCCAAUAAAGAAAAUUGAUGUGGAUCGAUAUGGAGUUCCUCGGCAUACACUUUUUUAUACUCUAAAACCUCGUUUCUUUGCUAUACUUUCGGACAUAAAUCGGCGAACACUUCGUUUAGUUCGUGAAUAUGACAAGAAACAAUUGGCGUUGCAAAAGGGAGAAAUUUGUGAAUCUGAAGCAAAAGAAGGAACUUCUUUGCCCAUGAAUCGACAUUUUUGGAUUACAAAAGAGGUUUUGCAACUCAAAACUAAUGGAGAAAGGAUUACUGAUGAAAUGUUUGCUGGAUUCAUUAUGGCAUUGGAAUAUAUGUCUCAACUACCAAAUGCUAGUCUAGAAAAAGAAUUUAUUAAUGAUUAUCGAACUUUGCGUUCUGGAGAUGUUGGACAUGAAACUUUACGUCUUUAUAUUUCUGAAUUGCCAAUAGCUCAUGUCCACCCAGAAACUGGCUUUUUAGAAGCUCAUGGACAUUCUCAUGUUAAAGCAACAAUUGCUACAGCUUUAGUAAGUACUGGUGGAACAGGAAAAAUUACAAUUGAUGGACAUCAUUAUGAUAUUUUGAGGGAUAUACAAGCGAGAGAAAUCCUUUUAUCUCCAUUAAUUGUUACUGGUCUUCUCGGAAAAGUUGAUAUUGAAGCAAAAGUAAUUAAUGGAACUGGUGGGAAAUCUACAACUCCUAGAGCCAUUAGAACAGCAACAGCUUUAGCAUUGGCCGCCUUAUAUCCGGAUUUGGCUGAAAGAUUGAGAUUGGCUGGAAUGUUGAAUUAUGAUAAACGAAGAAGAGAGAGGAAUAAGGUUUUUUUAUUUUUUUUAAAUUGA